Molecule: messenger RNA, 7122 nt
Organism: Acanthaster planci (crown-of-thorns starfish)
Lineage: Eukaryota; Metazoa; Echinodermata; Asteroidea; Valvatida; Acanthasteridae
Gene: mbtps1
Product: membrane bound transcription factor peptidase, site 1
Biological process (GO): proteolysis
Cellular component (GO): Golgi apparatus
Molecular function (GO): serine-type endopeptidase activity
Source: RefSeq, a predicted model, not a curated record
AAGCUCAAACAGGUCAUCUGAGGUCAGAUAAAAAAUGGCGAUCGGCAACUAACACUGAACAACACCAUGAACAAGCAUAGGCAAGAACAAGAAGGCAGCAUGUAAGUGAACGACAGAACAGUGGGAUCGCAAAUAUUAUGAGAGAUACGUUACGGGACAACUAGCCUACCCAAUAAAAAAUUAAGCUUCCAUGCCAACACGAGGAAGAGAAUGGCGCAGUGGCUCACAAGAGAGUAACCGGCAAGCUUGUCUUCACAAGCUGCGGUUUCAUCCGAAACCUUCAGAGAGCACUUGAAACUCUUUCUACCGGCUGGACGUCCUCAUCAGUAUUUCCUUGACUAUGAUCAGUUGACCACAGGUUUGGGAGUUUUGAAGUUCAGAGCUGACAAAAAAACCUAUAAACCUGGCCUCACCAUGAAAGGGGGGUUUUGUUCGUGUGUGUGUCACAUGUGGAUAGUCCUUACAUUUAUUCAUGUGUUAUGUCAUCAUGGGACUCUUGCGGAGGAAGCAGGAACCAAUCAUCAGUAUUCAGUAGAGGACCAGUUGUCAGCUUGUGAUAUCUUCAAUGAGACAGAUGUAGUUCCCGACAUUCAGAUUGACUUUGCCACCCAGUUCGUUAGUAACGAGUAUAUCGUAGUUUUCAAGAAGUACUACUUUGAGCAGACUAGACUGAAUUACAUCUCGGCAGCGUUGAGACUCAGUCAGCCAAACUCAUGGAGCGUGGUCCCACGUUUGAAUCCUGCCGCCAAAUACCCAAGUGACUUUGAAGUGCUCAGGAUAACGGAAGAUGAAGAGAUCAGCGUGCAAUCUCUAGAGCACCAUCCAUCUAUUAAGCAGGUUACUCAUCAACGACAGAUUACCCGCUCCAUCAAGUCAGCUGCUGAGGAGGAACAUCUGCGAGAUGAGGAUGAAGACGAUUCAAAUAUGUGCAAUAGUGCCAUUGAUCCUCUGUGCUGGGCUCCACAGUGGAAAUCCUCUAGAUCGAUGAGACGUUCCAGUUUAGGCUUGGGAUCGCCCUUUUGGGAGACAGGACGCCAUUCGGGCAGGAAGCUUCUUCGCGCCGUCCCGAGAGAAAUCACCGACAUCCUGCAGGCCAAUGUGCUUUGGGAUUUGGGUUUCACAGGAACUGGUAUUAAUAUUGCCGUCUUUGACACGGGACUGAAGGAGAAACACCCCCAUUUCCGGAAUGUAAAGGAGCGCACCGACUGGACCAACGAGAAGAAACUCCAUGACGGGCUGGGCCAUGGCACUUUUGUGGCAGGGGUGAUCAGCAGCACCUCUGACUGUAAGGGUUUUGCCCCCGAUGCUAACCUUUACAUCUUCAGGGUAUUCACAAACAAUCAGGUUUCAUAUACAUCCUGGUUCCUUGAUGCCUUCAACUAUGCCAUCCUCAAGAAAAUCAAUGUCUUGAAUCUCAGCAUCGGGGGACCAGACUUCAUGGAUCAUCCAUUUGUGGACAAGGUGUGGGAGUUAACAGCCAACAAGGUGAUCAUGGUGUCGGCAAUAGGAAAUGAUGGACCGCUCUAUGGGACCCUCAACAAUCCAGCUGAUCAGAUGGACGUGAUUGGUGUGGGUGGCAUCAACUUUGAGGACAAAAUCGCCAAGUUUUCAUCGAGAGGCAUGACAACCUGGGAGUUACCCACGGGCUAUGGCCGGCUGAAACCAGACAUCGUGACUUACGGCUCCACCGUACGCGGGUCUAGCCUGAGUGGCAGUUGCAGGACCCUCUCUGGGACCUCGGUAGCUUCGCCAGUGGUAGCGGGGGCCGUGGGAUUACUGGCAAGUGCUGUCUUGGAUCGUCAGGAGAUUCUGAACCCGGCGAGUAUGAAGCAAGCUCUCAUGGCGUCAGCGAGGCGUCUCUCAGAAGCUAACAUGUUUGAGCAAGGACACGGGAAACUAGACCUAGUCAGAGCAUACCAGGUACUCAGUACCUACAACCCACAAGCUAGCCUGAGUCCCAACUACAUCGACAUGACUGAGUGUCCAUAUUUCUGGCCCUACUGCACUCAGCCUAUCUACUACGGAGCAAUGCCCACUAUUGUCAAUAUCACCAUACUUAAUGGCAUGGGCGUGACAGGACGUGUUGUUGAGAAGCCAGUGUGGCAACCUUUUACCCCGCAGAAUGGCGACAAAAUCGAGGUGGCUUUGUCCUACUCCAACAUUCUGUGGCCGUGGUCUGGUUUCCUGGCUGUCUCCAUCACGGUGUCAAGCAGUGCAGCCUCCUGGCAGGGCAUAGCACAAGGGCAAAUAACACUCACCGUAGAGUCACCACCAGGGACGGGAGAGGACAAGCCGCGGCAGUCAGUUCUCAAGCUACCAGUGAAAGUACAGAUCAUCCCCACGCCCGCACGCAACAAACGUAUCCUGUGGGACCAGUAUCACAACCUACGCUACCCACCGGGGUACUUCCCGCGCGACAAUCUACGCAUGAAGAACGAUCCCUUAGAUUGGAACGGGGACCACAUCCACACCAAUUUCAAAGCCAUGUAUGAACACUUGAGGGAAGCUGGGUUCUUCGUGGAGGUUCUUGGAGCACCGUUCACGUGCUUUGAUGCCAAACAGUAUGGGACUCUCCUAAUUGUCGAUCCGGAGGAGGAGUUUUACCCGGAGGAAGUGUCCAAGCUGAAGCGUGACGUUGAUCAAGGGUUGUCCGUCAUCAUCUUUGCCGACUGGUACAACGUGACCGUCAUGAAGAAGGUUAAAUUCUAUGACGAGAACACAAGGCAAUGGUGGAUGCCGGAUACCGGUGGCAGCAAUGUCCCGGCCAUUAAUGAUCUGCUGGCUCCAUUCGGCAUGGCGUUUGGGGACGGUGUCUACGAAGGGGAGUUGUCGCUCGCCGAUCACAAAGCCUCGUUCCUCUCUGGUAGUGGUAUCGUCAAGUUCCCCUCCGGAGGCCUCCUCAUCCACCACACCUUGAGAGACCAGGGGGAGGACGUCAUCCUGGGCAAGGGGGACCUGGUCAACAGCGUGCCCAUCCUGGGGAUGUAUCAGCACAGUCUGGAGUCGGGCCGCAUCGCUCUGUAUGGAGACUCCAACUGUCUGGACAGCAGUCACAUGAAGACUGAUUGUUUCUGGCUGCUGGAAGCCCUCAUGCAGUACACGGCCUUCGACAACGUGGCUCCCAUGUUCAGCCAAGCCAAGCGCAACCCUCUGCCCCCAGCCACAGCAUUGCCUACGAGGAUGGAAGGCAACCACCUGUAUCGGUACUCCAAAGUGUUGGAUCCUCAUCAGCUAGGGGACCCAAAGCCACGCCCCCUACCCGCCUGCCCCCAUCUAGCGUGGGCCAAAGGAGAACCUCUCAACAUCUCAGCUCCCAGUAAUCUCUUCAAACACCAGAAGUUGCUCUCCAUCCUAGAGGGAGCCCCACCCCCAGCCGUGGUGGCUGUCAACAUGAGGCGGGAUGAGCCCAACGUGCCCGGUCUCUUGCGGGAUGACGAGGGCGCCGGCUGGGACCCGCAGCUGAACUCGGGCAGCCUGGUGGUGUCGGACAACUGGAGCCUGGUCACCUUCCUGGCAUUUGCCUCGGGUGUCCUGGUGCUGGGCUUCUUCGUCCACCUGUUGUGCCGCAGCCGACGGAAACGACAGAAGCCUGUCACAUGGCGGAAAAGACCGGCAAAGCUGAUGCGCAGGACAAGAUACUCCAAGAUUCCAGCUGUAUAGCACUGCAGGGCACUUUUCUUGUACAUAAAGUGUGAGAUAUUUUAUAUCAUGAUCGGUUCAUAAAAGAAAUUGUAUUUGGUGCACACAGGACAUUCAGGUGUGGUUCUACAAACCAGGCGCUUCUUCAGUGGCAUCAUUUCCAUCUCAUCGGUUCCCACCCAUCAACUGCUCAUGUGCUCCCAAAGCUUAUUCCCUCCAUACCCCUUCAGGGUACAACUGUUCAAGUGCUUACUCCAUGUGAACUUGAUACCCUGUCAGUGUCAAUUUGUGGCUCGCUUCAUACCAACCCGUCCUCUCGGUGUCCUGGCACUGCUCGCCCAUCGUGGACUUCGUGACCAGUCAUCGUCAGUGCGAGCAUCCGGUGCUUACCCGAUGUGCACUCGGUGCUCAGGCAACAUACACACAAUAAUCACUCGAGCGUGACCCGGUGUUUCUGGUGCAUGCCGAAUUAAUAUGCACACAACAGCGCUUCAUUGCACCUUGGACGUCGGCCUGACGCUCUACUAGUCCCCCCGCUAGACGGUCAUUUAUGUUCCAAGCUCUCACCUCCCAGAAUUUCUAAUGAACUUAAUCAGUCACAGGUCAAGUGUUAUUGCUCAGCAAUCGAGCAUUAGCCAGUAGUUACAUGACAGCUAAUUUAUAGAAAUGCACUCGAGUGACGGGUGGCGACAGGGUUAAAAAAAAAUUAUUAAAGCUGGAUAAGGAUAGUAGAUAAGACUUGAAGCUUUGCAUGGUGGAGAUAGACUAAAGAGAGGGCUUGGGGUGACACCAUGGGGUUAGAUGUCUUCAGGAAGAGGUGUGAUUCUGAUAAGAACUGACCAGUGUGCUCUUCAGUCACUCCUCACUCCUGAGGAUGACCGGAGCACACUAGUUGAAACGUUGAGUUCACACUUAACGGCUCUCAUCAGAAUCAUGCCUCUUCCUGAAGAAAUCUAUCCACAUGGUGUCACCACAAGCCCUCUCUUUAUUCUAUAAAAAUAGUACUUCUAACAUUGGUAGACUCUGUCUUUCUGCAGGAGAAAGGAUUCUGUGUGGGGGGAAAAAUAGAGAUAUUUCAGUUUAAAUAUCGUACGGAUGUACCACUGUCUUUACGUUCUGGACUCUAGCCCUGAUUGGGUGCUUGGUUCACUACUUAAUGAAUGUAAAUGCAAAUAUGAUAUCAAGUGAGUUUUCUCAUGCAACAAUUUACUCUGUUUCAACAGUCCAAUUCCCACUCUGCCCAUCUGAAAAUGACAUCAAUGACAAGUGAUAUUUUUGUGUUAAGAUAUUUACAAAAAAUUUAAAGAUUUUCAGUGGUCUCGUUGAAAAAAAUGUCCCUGGAUCUAGCUGAUUUGAUAUAUGCUUGCAAAUAUUUCAGAAAUUUGCAUUCAAAAUAUGUUUCAGCACCCAAGGUCCUGUUGACACAUGCAUGCAACAGAGAAGGACAUGCAUUGUUAGACCUGUCACAGACUGUUCAUAGUGUUGCAUUUUCGGUUGCCUCCAAGGUUUGUUAACUAUUUUAAUUAAAACUUUCGUAGGGGUUUGUAUCAAAUAACUUAAUGUAUAUAAAUGAACAGGCAUCAUUUAUAAAGCCACUUAGUGUUUGAUACUUUAUCAGUUGGCGCGAUUAUUGAUGCAUGUGAUUCAAGUAAAAGACAGUCUUGGGGUUUCUUUCUUUUUCGACGCGUUUGUUUCCUUCUCAACUCUAUGAUGUUUCCUUUUUAAAUACCGGCCACUUUGUGUGGAGGUUUUUCAACAAAUAAAUUCCUUAUGAUUCUUUUAGGGGAUGCAAUUUCUCCGGUCGUUGAUUUUCAAAUGAAAUUAGUGUCCCACGUACUUCUAGUUGUCUCUUCUCUGUUAGUAGCAUAAAUCAUGCUUCAGUCCAGAAAUCGGAUUACAAUUUCGAUUUACUGGAGCUGAUUAUUGAGGGGGAAAAUGGUUGUUAGCUGAUCCUCGCGUGUGCUGUACUUAGUCAGACCAUGGACCAACAUUACAGCUGUUUCCGUGGUAAACCAAAGACAGGCAAUCAAUUUCGAAUUCAGGAAUUUUGGCGAGAAACACGCCAAGAGGAAUACUUCUUUUUGGCAGCAAGGACUGUGGUCGUCAUGUACGCGUGCGACUGCUGAAUUAAAAGUAGCCAUUUAUUUGCAUACGGACAUACAACAUGUACAUCUAGGACCUUAAUUGGCAACUCAAGAGUGCACUGGCUUGAUACUAUUACUAGAAUAAAAAGCUGUUAGAAAAAUUCCGGAGCACUUCGCAGAGGUGUGAAGUCUCAGCAUAAAAAAAUUAAGACUUCAAGAUUUUUGCCUCUAAAACUUUGAAAGUUUAGAGUUUUAAUCUUUCAAGUUUUGCUACCUUUUGUACUUUGUACCGUACACAAAACCAAAGCCGUGCAGGACUACCUAGCCCAGAACAGUCAGCGUAUUCUUUAGCGUUGUCACCGUUACAACUCCUUUUGCCAGAUGUGUUAUAGAUUACCUUUUCCCCAAGUUUUAAUUUUUACGUAUGCAUUAUGGUCUAUUUCUUUUCCCCCCUGCUUUGGGUAUUGACAAAAUAUUGUACUGCUGUUCUGUUCUACAUAAUCUCAUCUGCUCUCAGCUGCACGACUAGCAUACGAGUGUAAAUAUGACCUGUUAUUUUUUAUCUUAAGGUCAAACUUGAAUUGUGACAGCUCUGCUCAGAGAUAGAGGAAAAGAUCGGGUCUGCGAGAUUUGAAUCAUGGUAACUUGGGAAUACUUGAGAGUGGAUAAGUACAUGCAUAUUAAGAAAAAAAAUUUAAAAAGGGAGGGGCUGUCUGUCUAAAAAGUGUUCUCGUAUUUUUCUUCCAGGGAAUCUGUAGGUAAGAAGACUGUUGAACUCUAGAGCCAUACGUUGUUUUCUGAGGAAUUUCCGGGGGGGGAGGCCACUGUCUUCUCGAGGGUUGUAAAGGCUUACAGUGCGCUUUGUUGCCACCGCGUUUCCCGUGAAAAUUGCCUCUGACUUAGCCCUGAGGCUUAAAAAUCUUUUUUUAAAUGUUUUUGACCUAUUGUUUAUUUAUUCAGGUAUCGUAACUUUGUGUAUCUGUGGCACUCGGGAUCUUCCCUAAGCCCAGAUUAUUCAUGUUUUUUCCACCAAGAUUUUUAACUGUCGUCAUUCCGAUCUCUGUGAUGAGCUGCAGAUUACUGAGAAUAGGUUAAACUAACGCAAAUGCCAAUUAUGCGGUUUCUCGAAUUUGGCUUCCAAAUUGUAGCCUGUUGAAUGUGUUAGCACAUUUUCUAACUUGGGAAUAAUGGUUGAAAGGCAGAACAUUUUCUGAGUAUUUUUCAAAUUCCUUAGUACUGCACUUUUGUGGGGAAUACUGGUGUUGUUUUCUUUUUUAAGUGUUAGCGAAUUUUCAAAAGAGAAGGAAUGUAAAUGUGAAUUGAUAUGUAUAUUUUUUUGCCCCUUUAUAUGAAACGAGAAUAGAAAAUAAAUGAAAAUUUACCAUUAGGCAUACAUUAA